AAGAUGGAUCUCAAGUGUGCUCUGGAAGAAUGUUCAAUGGCAUUGAACUUAUUUCUAAACAAUAAGUUCUCUGAAGCCCUGGAACUGCUUCGCCCAUGGUCUAAAGAUAGUAUGUACCAUGCCCUUGGGUACAGCACUAUUUUAGUUAUGCAAGCUGCUAUGACCUUUGAACAGCAGGAUAUACAAAUGGGAAUUUCUACAAUGAAAGAAGCUUUGCAAACCUGCCAAAGAUUCAGGAAGAGAAGCACAAUGGUGGAAUCCUUGUCCAAUCUAGUUUCUAAACACCCAGUGGAUCAGCUAUCUGAAGAGGAAAUGCAUGCUGAAAUCUGCUAUGCUGAAUGCUUACUACAGAAAGCAGCUCUUACCUUCGUCCAGGAUGAAAAUAUGAUCAACUUUAUCAAAGGUGGCCUCAAAAUUAGGACAAGUUACCAAAUAUACAAAGAAUGUCAUCAGGUGCUACAGAUGGCUCAGGGGAACAAAAGCAAAAAUGAAACGUAUUACCAGUUUGAAGGAGGAGUAAAACUUGGAAUCGGAGCAUUCAACUUGAUGCUGUCACUUUUACCAGGAAGGAUUCUCCGGCUUCUAGAAUUUAUUGGAUUUUCUGGCAACAGGGAGCUGGGCCUCUGUCAACUACGGGAAGGCGCAUCUGGCAGUAGUUUGAGGGCCAUUCUGUGCACUUUCACCCUGUUGGUUUAUCAUACUUAUGUCUCCUUAAUCCUUGGUACAGGGGAAGCCAACCUUCAGGAAGCAGACAGUCUCCUUGAACCCUACCUCCAGAAAUUUCCAAAUGGUUCCAUUAUUCUGUUUUAUGCUGCCAGAAUAGAUAUACUGAAAGGGAAUUUUGAAAAGGCACAGUUGAGGUUCCAAGAAUGCAUAGCAGCCCAGCAAGAGUGGAAACAGAUUCAUCAUCUCUGUUACUGGGAACUGAUGUGGUGCUGCACAUUCCAGCAGAACUGGCUUCAAGCAUAUCGGUAUGCAGACCUGCUCAGCAAAGAGAGCAGGUGGUCUAAGGCAAUAUACGUGUUUCAGAAGGCGUCAAUUCUGUGUAUGCUUCCAGAGGAUGAUUUGAAAAGGACUGGUGAGGACAUUGUAUCUUUAUUCAGACAAGUGGAUGGUUUAAAACAGAGAAUUGCAGGAAAAUCUAUCCCGACUGAGAAGUUUGCAGUAAGGAAAGCUCGACGCUAUGCAAGUCCUCAACCAGUGAAGCUAAUAUUACCUGCCUUGGAAAUGAUGUAUGUCUGGAAUGGCUUUGCUAUUGUGGGCAAAAGAGCAGACUUCACUGAAAAUCUCCUGGUAACAAUUGAAAAAGAAGAAGCUGCUCUACAAAACGAAACUA
Messenger RNA from Merops nubicus (carmine bee-eater), 1336 nucleotides. It is a transcript of the gene TTC39B, whose product is annotated as tetratricopeptide repeat domain 39B. Gene Ontology annotation, molecular function: protein binding. Lineage: Eukaryota; Metazoa; Chordata; Aves; Coraciiformes; Meropidae. The transcript has 14 exons. The record is from RefSeq and is a predicted model, not a curated record. The annotation marks the transcript as partial.